GGGGAGGGACGGACGCUGGGAGGGAAACUCAGACAAGAGGACCUGCCAGGGGUGGAGACGAGGCGUCAGGUGACUCGGCCCACCUGCACAGCAAGACUGUCUCUGGUGGGACGAACGGAGGCUUGGCUGUCAAGCCCCCAUGUUAAAUGCCAUCUGAUCGGGGAGGCGCCACCCAGUCGGGCUCCUGGGCCGCAGGGGUGGGGCUGGCAGUCAGGGCACAGGUGUGGCGCUCCCACGGUGGCAGGCGGCCCAGGUGGACUCUCCCACAGCUCGCCGCCCUUGGGGCCGCCGGCCAGCCCCCGACACGUCAGCUCAGCUCCCGGCUCAGCCCGGCUCCCAGGAACCUCUGGGCGAUGGCUGGUCUGAACGUGUCCCUCUCCUUCUUCUUUGCUACCUUCGCCCUCUGCCAGGCGGCCAGGAGGGCGUCCAAGGCCCUGCUCCCCAGGGGCGCCUAUGACCACUUUGCCCGGGAGGCAGCGGGUGCGGCCCAGCUGGGGGCCUGCUGCUUGGAGAUGCGCGUGUUGGUGGAGAUCGGCCCCUGGGCGGGGGGCUUCGGCCCUGAUCUGCUGCUGACCCUGCUCUUCCUGCUCCUCCUGGGGCACGGGGCCACCCUGGACGGGGCCUCGGCCAAUCCCACCGUGUCCCUGCAGGAGUUCCUCCUGGCUGAGGCCUCUCUGCCCAGCACGCUACUGAAGCUGGCGGCCCAGGCGCUGGGCAUGCAGGCGGCCGGCGCACUGACACGGCUCUUCUGGGCCUGGGAGCUCAGUGACAUGCACGUUCUGCAGAACCUCAUGGACCUGCACUGCAGCACGGCCCUGCGCACGGCCGUGCCCCACGGCGCGCUGGUGGAGGGCUCCGGGGCCUUCUUCUUCCACCUGACCUUCCUCCACCUCCGAAACACCCUCCCUGUCUGCAGGGUGCCGGCCGUGGCCCUGCUGGUCACCGUCAUGGCCUGUGCAGCUGGGCCCCUCACGUCCGCCUUCUUCAACCCCACCCUGGCUGCCUCGGUCACCUUUCACUGCUCGGGGCACACCUUGGUGCAAUACGCCCAGGUAUACUGGCUGGGCCCUCUGACAGGGAUGGUCCUGGCUGUGCUGCUGCAUCACGGCCGCCUCCCACGCCUCUUCCAGAGGAACCUGUUCUACAGUCAGAAGAACAAGUACCGAAUCCCCAGAGCGAAGCCUGCCCAAGGGCCCGGAGACACCGAGAGGCCUGCGGAGGGGUGCAGGGGGCAGGGGCUCGGGCGGCGUCGGGUGGGCGGCAGCCGCCAAGCCCCCGCUGGGCCAGGAGGGUCCCUGUGAGCAUCACGUGAGCACCUGGCCCUGGCUGGAUCCCGGGACCUCCCUGAGCUGAGAGGGGACCCAACCCACACCCCCUUCCUCCCCAGAAACCAUUUGUCAGUAAACCACCCCAAGCCCUGCCGUCUCCCUGGGCCCGACAGGCGUCUGAGGGCAGGCGGGGUGAGGCAGGCACCCCCUGGAGGCUGGGCCUCCAUCUUCCCACAGGGCCUCUCUCGCCUCCUCUUUGUGGAGUCAGAAUCAAAGCUGAGACCUAGGGGGACAGGCUGGAGGUCCAGGGUGAGCCAACCCGGUCCCGAGAAGGCCCAAGGGUAGGACAUCCCACAGACGUGCCCUCCUGGCCUGGACGCGCCCCAGCACCCCCAGCCCGGGGGACCUGAACGGCCACCACACCUGGAGACCUGCUUGGAACGGUGUGGCUGGAGCCCGAGGCUGCAGGGGAGUGGGCUGGACACAGGGCACCCAAUCCCACCAUCCGCCAGUGCCCAGACCCGCAGGUCCCCACAGCCAGGCACUGGGGCCCUCACUGCAGAACCCCCGGGCUCCCCGCCAGGCUGAGAGGAGCCCCAGCCAUUUUCUCCCCAAAGACCAGAGCUGAUCUGGAAUCUUCCUCCCCAAGAGAACAAAGCCCCCUCGGCUGGGGGUUCCUGGAGACCCAUCCAGAGAGCAAGGCUGGCAGGGAGGCCCUGGGCAGCCUUUCCCAGGGGACGCCAUGUGGAGGCUGUGUCUUCCUGCACCAGCUCCCUGGGGGUGGGAGAGAAGGAAGGCUCCCCACCCCGCUUCCUGUGGCCGCCUCUUUGCCCCCUUAAAUCUGCCCCCCAGUGCAGCCUGGCAGUGAGGCCGCCCUGUGUGAGCCCUAGUCUCCUCCUCCCCUCCAUGGAGUGGCCGCCAGGGAGGGGCGAGCAGGCCCAGGCGUCCCAAGGCCUCCGUGGGAGCAGGCCUGAGAGCCAGCCCUGUGCGGCUUCCAGAGAGAGAACGGUGCACACGGAGGAUGAUGGAAAGCGGCCAACCAGCACUUCUCACAGGGGGCUCUGUGUGCAAUGUGCCACGGCCAGCACUGCGGGGCGGUCUCCGCGGCAGCAAAGGUCAGAGAGGUCGUAACCCCGGGUAGAAAGAGGGGCUCCCCACUGGGCAGCACCAGGACCGGGGGGUGGGGGGCAGCACAUCCGUCCCCGCAGAACGUCCCUGCAGCCUCCGCACAAAUGCUCCCAGGGCAGGAAUGCUGGUGCCUGGGCAGUCAAUUUUAUCAGCAAAUCAGUUCAAGAAAAGCAAAUACGUGGACAUUGCAAUAAAGCGUAUCAGCAAGUUAUUAAAAUUAUUCUAGGAGUUUAGAAUUUUGAUUUUGGAAAACUUCAGCAUUGCAAAGCAAAAUCCACAGGCUUGGAAACAAAAAUUAAAUUUAAGGAACACCGCAUUAGGCAGAAAAGAAAACUUUCAUAUGAUGCUUUGAUGAACCAAUUACUACUGACAUGGACGGUAACUUAAAAACUAAUUUUUCAGUAUAAUUGAAGAUGCAGUGAUAAAUGCGCAAAGAAGUCCUGAAAACGAUGUGCAAAUCACGACUCAGUUUCUUACAUGAUCUCUGCAAGUUACAGGAAAUAUUAGAAUGACACUAUAGAUUUACAUUUAAAUUCAGACUUUCACAAAACUCACUUGUAUGAAGAGUUAAAUCUUUUUAAAAAAAUUGCUCUGAAGGAGUCAUCAGCUCAAAUGUCCUAAAAUAUACCUUUCAAAAUACUUAGAAAGUAUCGCAGUGUCAUCACAGCCCGCCAACACCCCGAACAGCCCCAGCCACGGUUUCGUCAGCAGAAAGAUCCUUCUCAAAGUGGAAAGUUGCCAAAAACGAUCUGUAAUCCUGCAUCUGCCCAGAGUGACCAGUUCUGCUUUCAGUUAGACUAGCUGAAAACGAAGUUGCUGAACGUAUAAAUUUUGAUUCCCUAAUUAAUGAAUUCGCAGGAAAGGGAGACUGGAAACUCGUACGAUCAAUCAAGACCUCUCAUUAAUAAAGUGUGACUUAUUGUGUUAUAUAAAAAUCACACCAAGUUUUCACACCAAGUUCACACUGUGUUCACAUAAAACAAUCAGCCAGUUAUUUACCAGCAAAGUGGUCUCUCUGGCCGCAGCAAAGAAUUUCAAUUCAGGACACGCAACCAGGAUGUGGGCAUGAACAGGAUGGCAAGCAAAUCCUGUUUGAAAAAAGGCGAGGAAACCCGUGUGGAGGAGCAGGGCAGUGGGAG
Messenger RNA from Vicugna pacos (alpaca), 3535 nucleotides. RefSeq names its product putative aquaporin-12B. Gene Ontology annotation, biological process: transmembrane transport. Gene Ontology annotation, cellular component: cytoplasm; membrane. Gene Ontology annotation, molecular function: channel activity. The record is from RefSeq and is a predicted model, not a curated record. Lineage: Eukaryota; Metazoa; Chordata; Mammalia; Artiodactyla; Camelidae.